Molecule: messenger RNA, 903 nt
Organism: Camarhynchus parvulus
Lineage: Eukaryota; Metazoa; Chordata; Aves; Passeriformes; Thraupidae
Product: erythroblast NAD(P)(+)--arginine ADP-ribosyltransferase-like
Exons: 2
Molecular function (GO): NAD+ poly-ADP-ribosyltransferase activity; NAD+-protein-arginine ADP-ribosyltransferase activity
Source: RefSeq, a predicted model, not a curated record
AUGGCCCCCCUGGCUCAGAUCCUGGAACUGCUGGCAAUGGUCACGACCACCAUGGCUGUUGAGGUGGUGACCCUGGACAUGGCUCCGGGCUCCUUUGAUGACCAGUACCAGGGCUGUGGCCCUGCCAUGAAGGAGGCAUUGCCGGCCCUCAGCAGCUCCGAGUUUGAGCAGAACAAGGAGUUUGCCGAGGUUUGGGCAAAGGCUGCAGCCGAGUGGCAGAGGCGGGGACCCCCUGAGUCCCCUCUGUCCCCAGACCAGGCCACCGCCAUCAUGGCCUUCUCAAUGGAUGGCCUGUCCAGCAUGUUCAAUGAUGCUGUGCGCGUGGCCGGGCAUUCCUAACAGGAAUACCGGGACAAUUUCCACUUCAAAACGCUGCAUUUCCUGCUGACCGACGCCCUGGCCACUCUGAGGGACGCUCAGAAAGGGCAGUGUCUCAACGUGUUCCAGAGGGUGUGUGGGGUCUGGUUUGAGGCACAGCACGGUGAUAUCAUCCGGUUCGGUGAAUUCACGUCGGCAUUUCUGAGCACACCAACUGGCGAGUGCUCCAAUGACACGGUGCUCGAGCUGCACACGUGCCAUGGCGUGGAAAUCCAGUUUUUCACAGAACAUCCGGAAGAAAACUUGGUGCUGAUCCCACCCUUCGAGACCUUCAAUGUCACCCAAAUCACCCAGGAAGGAAACCAGACACAGAUCCAGCUCCACUCCACUGGGACCUUCAGCGAAUACAACUGUGUGUGGUGGGAGCAUCCCCAGCACCCCUUUCCACCUUGGAGGACUCCUCCUAGCUGCCACAGCUCUGGCAGUGGCCACCAGGAUCCUCUGAGCCAUGAGGCUGCCAAGGUCCCUGAGGUCACCAUAGUCACUGUGGAAGCCAUGGCCACCAUGAUCACCAAGACUCCCUGA